AAGUUGGUGUUCCUUGGCUUAUAUCAGUAGCUGUCUGUUAAACCACAAGUUCCUGUUCACGUCUUCACCAGUUCCUGCUUCUUCUGAGAUCCUCGAAUAUUUCCUUAUAAGGUAGUAAAACUGACUUUCCUCUCCAGCAGUCUAUAUAAUGAUUUGUGAGACGGAGAACGGAAGGAGACUACAGACACCGAUGUGUCUCUGGGGUUACUAUUCACAGAAUAAGAUCUUAUAAAACAUGUAAAGAAGGUUUUCUGUAAGAUCUGAUCUCGGUGUGAAUACUCGGGAGAGAAGUGCCGAUCAUUACAACCGUUGCCUGGAGGGGAAGGAGAGACGUGAGGGUUGGUGGAACCCGGACUGCAGAGUCCUGGAAGCCGGUGCUUGGAUGUAAUGUGUGGAUUGAUGAACCAAGUUUUCAGUCAUGUUGAUUCUCAUACAACUAAGUCACAUGAGAAAUGAGCAAUACGGGUGUCCUAAACGACUGAAAGUCUUUAUUUCAGUUCACUAGAGGAUUCGCCCAAGACAUAUCCGUGUUCUAAAACUCGAUCUUCAACAUUGAUCCCGCCUCAGAGGACAACAGGAGAGAAGUCAUUUCAGUGUUCUGGAAGUGACAAUGGCUUUACAGUAAAGUCCAACCCAUGUAUACAUAAGAGGGGUCUUUUCCAGCUAUUUUGUUUGGAUUUUGACAAAAGAUUUUACAAUGGAGGCAAAGCGUAUCACAAACCAGAAGGUUCACACCGAAGAGAAACCUUUUCAAUGUGCAGAAUGUGGCAAAGCUUUUAAACAGAAGUCCAUUCUUAUCAGACACAACAAGGUUCACACUGGAGAAAAGCCAUAUCAGUGUUCUGAAUGUGACAAAGCUUUUAAACAGAAGUCCGUUCUUAUCGGACACAAGAAGGUUCACACUGGAGAAAAGCCAUAUCAGUGUUCUGAAUGUGACAAAGCUUUUAAAACAAAGUCACAUCUUUUAAGACACAAGAUGAUUCACCGUGGAGAGAGGCCAUAUCAGUGUUCCGAAUGUGAUAAAGCUUUUAGAAACAACGGAGAACUUAUCAUGCACUUGAGGGUUCACACUGGAGAGAAGCCAUAUCAAUGUUCUGAAUGUGAUAAAGCUUUUGCAUGGAAGGAUAACCUCUAUGUACACAAGAGGAUUCACACCGGAGAGAAACCAUAUAAGUGCUCCGAAUGUGAUAAAGCUUUUACAGUCAUUGGAGAACUUUCCAGACAUAAAAUGAUUCACUCCGGAGACAAGCCAUAUCAGUGUUCCGAAUGUGAUAAAGCUUUUGCAGUCAAAAGAGGGCUUAUCAGACACCAGAGGAUUCACAUUGAAGAAAAACCAUAUCCAUGUUCUGAAUGUGACAAAGGUUUUACACAGAAGGCACACCUUAUCAGACACCAACAUUUUCACACUGGAGAGAGGCCGUAUCAAUGCUCUGAAUGUGAUAAAGCUUUUACAAGGAGGGAAUUUCUUAUCAUACACGAAAGGAUUCACACUGGUGAGAAGGCAUAUCAAUGUUCUGAAUGUGGAAAAACUUUUGCACAUAGGGAAAAUCUUAACAGACACCGGAAGAUUCACACUGGAGAGAAGCCAUAUCAAUGUUCUGAAUGUAAUAAAGCUUUUACAGUGAAGGCAGAGCUUAAUAUGCACCAGGUAAUUCACACAGGAGAGAAGCCAUACCGGUGUUCUGAAUGUGACAAAGCAUUUGCAAGGAAGGAAUACCUUUCCAUACAUAAAAGGAUUCACACUGGCGAGAAAGCAUAUCAAUGUCCUGAAUGUGGAAGAAUGUUUGCACAUAAGGAAAGCCUUAUCCCACACCAGAGGAUUCACACUGGAGAGAAGCCAUAUCCGUGUUCAGAAUGUGAGAAAGCUUUUAAAACAAAGUCGUGCCUUAUCAUACACCAGAGGAUUCACAAUAGAGAGAAGCCACAUCAUUGUUCUGAAUGUGACAAAACUUUUACACAGAAAGUUCAUCUUAUUAGACACACGUUGACUCACACUGGAGAGAAGCCAUAUCAGUGUCCUGAAUGUGACAAAGGUUAUACAGUUAAAGCAGGGCUAAUAAAACACCAGAGGAUUCACAAACUUCAGCUGCAGAAAGGAAACUCUGGAAGAAGGGGGAAGGUUAAAGGGGUAACGGCUAAGCCACAAUGAAAGAGUUGUGUGUCUCAUCAGUUUCAUAUCUCAUGUCAUCUUGUAAGCUAGUAAAUGAGGCAAAGGUAUAAUGCUACUUUAAAAAACAAACUAAAAUCUGUAAGAAAACAGGAAUAUAUCAAUAUUAGCACUGGGUUUAGUGCUUAUGUCCAUCAGACUGAACUCCGUUUCCUUAUGUUUUUCAUCUUUUUUUUAUCUUUUUUUAUGGAGCUUUGACUGAACAUGUAAUGCAUUUGUAUCAUUUGCUAACUGAGCCGUGUUCCCAAAUGUUUUUCUCAUUGUCAGAUCCUGAGCUGAAACCUUAAGAAUUCCCCAGUGCCAGAGACUGGGUAGCAGUCAAGAGGCAUCUUGCUAAGCCUCUGAAGCCUCAGUGGGAGAGUACUUUCCAGGUUCUGCUGACUAUUGCUACACAGUGAAACCUCGGAUUGCGAGUAACGCGUUAAUGAGCGUUUCGCAAUACGAGGAUUUUUUUUAAAUCCUGACUCGGUUUGUUAGUGUUGUCUUGCAAAACAAACAGGAUUUAAGCCAGUGGUGUGCAGCACCGCAUUUGGCCUGAGGUACGGGGGCACCGGAGCUGAGCAGAGCCGUUCGGAAAUACUCAGAAAAACAUGGAAAUACUCAGUUUCCGAGUCUUUCCAAGUUCAGCUGGGCUGUCCCUGAGCCUCGGAAAUACUCGGAAAGGCUCUCCGGUGCCCCCCACCUCUGGUCACAUGCGGUACACAUGCGGUAUUGCA
This is a messenger RNA of Rana temporaria (common frog), 2883 nucleotides long. RefSeq names its product zinc finger protein 271-like. Lineage: Eukaryota; Metazoa; Chordata; Amphibia; Anura; Ranidae. The transcript is spliced from 2 exons. Gene Ontology annotation, biological process: regulation of transcription by RNA polymerase II. The coding region runs from base 698 to 2149 and encodes 483 amino acids. The record is from RefSeq and is a predicted model, not a curated record. Gene Ontology annotation, cellular component: nucleus. Gene Ontology annotation, molecular function: RNA polymerase II transcription regulatory region sequence-specific DNA binding; DNA-binding transcription factor activity, RNA polymerase II-specific.